Amphibalanus amphitrite is the source of this 1038-nucleotide messenger RNA. RefSeq names its product zinc finger MYND domain-containing protein 12-like. The record is from RefSeq and is a predicted model, not a curated record. NCBI's taxonomy places the organism in Eukaryota, Metazoa, Arthropoda, Thecostraca, Balanomorpha, Balanidae. Bases 1 to 1038 code for a protein of 345 amino acids. The transcript has a single exon. Gene Ontology annotation, molecular function: protein binding.
AUGCAGAGCGGCGCAGCCGUCAGCCCGCUGGCGGCGCCCAAGGGCACCAAGAUGGUGUGUGAGCUGUGCCAGAAGCCGGCACUGCUGCUGUGCACCGGCUGCCGGUGUGCCUACUACUGCUGUGACGACCACCAGAAGACCGCCUGGGCGGCCGUGCACUCCAAGGUGUGCCGGCUGGUCGGAGCGCUGGGCAGCGCGCGCGACUUCUGCACUCUGGAGGAGCGCCGGCUGCGCGACGAGACGGUGCGCCAGCAGAAGGUGCGCAUCAUGCAGAUGUCCCUGGUGUGCGGCACGCGGCACAUCUACAGCGACCGGCCGGGCCUGACGCUGCCGGCCGCCAAACAGGCGCUGGCCAUGGCGGCCGAGGUGUACGGCGCCGCCAGCGUGGAGCUGGUGCGGCCCUUCCUGAUGCUGGCCACCGCGUGCGUCAUGCUGGGCGAGCUGAGCAGCGCAGAGGGCUACCUGUCGCAGGGCGAGUGGACGCUCAUCUACUCCAAGAGCGAGGACCACGCGCUGCGCUCGCAGCUGUUCUGGGGCUGGGGCCGUAUGCUGACGGCGCGCCGCGACUGGCUGCCGGCCAAGUGGUGUUUUGCCGAGACGGUGCACCACAGCUCGGAGGCGUUCGGGCCGCAGGACGUGCGCUGCACACUCGGCUACUUCUGGCUGGCCGAGACGCUGCUGCGGCUGGACAAGCUGGACAUCUGCGCUUCGCUGUUCCGCGAGAUCGUCACCAUCUGGCACCAGUUCUUCUACGCGGGAUCCUGCAGCGAGGAGCCACCGCGCCGGCUGGACGACACGGAGGUGAUCGAGGCGCUGCACGUGCUGACCGCCGUGCGGAAGGCGUUCUCUGCGCCGGACUCGGCCAGUCGGUCCCAGACGGCCUCUUCGCGGAUGGGCCUGCACACCAGCUCCGGAGGACGGCACCAGUGGUGGAGAAACGAGGAGAACGCCGCCUGCGUGGUCCGACUGGACGUGAUCCUCAACCGGCUGAGAAACUACAGCCCCGGCCUCGAGCUACCACAGGUCCUCAUGAGGUGA